Eupeodes corollae is the source of this 1536-nucleotide messenger RNA. RefSeq lists its product as uncharacterized. The coding region runs from base 165 to 1295 and encodes 376 amino acids. Gene Ontology annotation, biological process: mRNA export from nucleus. NCBI's taxonomy places the organism in Eukaryota, Metazoa, Arthropoda, Insecta, Diptera, Syrphidae. The transcript has 4 exons. Gene Ontology annotation, molecular function: mRNA binding. Gene Ontology annotation, cellular component: nucleus. The record is from RefSeq and is a predicted model, not a curated record.
CUGCUCAUUCUUUAUCUAUAUCUGGUCCGCUUCAUAUCUGUUUAUUUUUUCGUGGUGAGUUCGUGUCAAAAGUUUUUCUUUCCAUAAUAGAAACCAACAAAAGUAUAAUCCAAGAGGAAUUUUAAAAUUUGUAUACACAAAUCAAAAUUCAAGUCAUCGGCACAAUGGACAUGAGUUUGGAUGAUAUCAUUAAAACCAAAAAAAUUGCACCGCAUUUUGUUAAAAAAGUGCCUUUUAAAAGUGCACCUUAUAUCCCUGGAAAGGUCUUCACCAAAGACAACCGAAUCAAAGAUGCUAGAUUGAAGAUUAUCGAACGUAAUCGUGCUAAAAUUCGUGACGCCCGCGAUAAGUUGACCGAAAUAACAAGAUCUGGUGGCGAUGCCCGUCUACGUCUGGUCAGGAAACAUGGUAUCGUAAGUUCCAGCCAUAGAAAUAGGAAAUCACCAGUAUCAAGGGCUCUUAGCAAUCGCAACGCUAAAUUCGCCCUGAACGAUCGAAACCGAUUACCAGAUGUUAUAGGAAUACCCCGUGGUUACGUCGAUUAUGACAAUAUGGAAAGAUUGGAAGAAGAGGAGUAUGCAAGUUCAAUAAAUCGUGCUGUUACAAACGAGUUGGCGUACGAUAACUUUAGAACUGAAAGACAUCCAAAAGACCCGUGGGAAGCUAAUGGUGGUGAUCCUUUUGAACUGUACAAUAUUCCAAUAUCGAGAGCUCCUCCAGAAAUUACUCCUGAUGACUCGAUCCGAAGGCAAUUUCGGCCAUUGUCGCCUUCGAGGACAAUAAGGCAAUUGAGUCCUCCGUUUUCGCGACGCUACAUCCCUCAGCCAGCCUCCCACUUGUCCUAUGAAAUGCGUUCCCGAUUAGAACACGCACCCGAUCGCAAUGUUUCGAUGGGAAUAUUCUCAAAUCCCUUGAAACCACAAAAUAGUUCCCAAAUGUCGGGAUACCGAAUCGUAGUGAGCAAUUUAAACACAAGUGUGACCGAGGGAGACAUAAAGGAACUUUUCGAAGACUUGGGUGAGCUAUACGAGUCUCGUUUGGUGCGUCCAGGCAUCGCGGAGGUCAUCUACAAAGACCUUAAAGAUGCAGAAAAGGCAGUCGAGACUUAUCACAAUAGGCAAUUAGAUGGACAACCUAUGAAAUGUUUGCUAGUGAAUCCUCGUGCAUCAAGUAAACCCACUGCUCCUGCAAUUAAAAUUAUAAACUCAAAUUCCACAAAUCGAGUGCCAUCCGGAAAACCGCCCGUAGAAAUUGAUAUAGACGCCUUACAUAAAGUCCUCUUUCGUCGACAUUAAAUUAAUUUAAGCUUAGGAAACCAGUUUUUAGUAAGAAAACAGUCUACGAAUAAACAAACAAGCUUAUAUUUAUACACAUAAAUAAGAAACAUGACUUAAAGAACAUUAAAAAAAUUUGAAUGGUUUUUGCGUUUACGUUAGCGAGAGCGUUUUAGAAAACAAUGUACUUUUUGAUUUGCAUUCAUAAUUAUAAUAAAUUUGAAUACCUUCUAGGAGUUUGUGAACAAAAUAAUUGAAUUGA